Molecule: messenger RNA, 5841 nt
Organism: Spodoptera frugiperda (fall armyworm)
Lineage: Eukaryota; Metazoa; Arthropoda; Insecta; Lepidoptera; Noctuidae
Product: protein FAM91A1
Exons: 19
Coding region: 133-3054 (973 amino acids)
Source: RefSeq, a predicted model, not a curated record
GAACGCAACACUGGUAUUUGCUUGCUUUUAUCAUCAAAAAUAUUUUGUGCAGUUUAUCCAUUUAUCCAAGGCCGUAGCGAGUAACUUGCUAUCAAUGUAAUAAUUUAAUCGUUAUUUAAAUGGUCCAGUACCAUGGAAGACGAAAUUGAGGAAUGUAUCAGGAAAAAGACACAGUGGUCGCAGUUACCAGCGACUGUAAAAAAGCUGUUGGGUGAUUCGCCAAAAGAAUAUGAAAGAUACAUAUUCGAAUUUAGUAUUAAAAAUCAAUUGAGGUACAGAGGGAGUCUUGUAAGGACAGUUCGGAAAGAUGAGAAGAAGUAUUAUGAGACUCUUGUACAGAGCAGCAUACAGAGGCUCAUGCUCUACCCCUAUCACCUAGCAGAUAUGAUUGUGAAAGGUUUGAGAAUAACCCCGUUCAUUUACUAUGUGGAGGUAGUGGCACUCCUCAUUGAGCUGGAGAAGAGCUAUGAUACUAUGCCCAACUUCACUGCUGCUGACUGUCUCAGAUUGCUUGGUAUUGGUCGGAAUGAAUACCUAGAGUUGGUGGCCAAAGCCAGGUCUCUAGGUCGCCGAGGACGAGCCAAGGCAAUCCGCGCCCUACUCCCACGCGUACCGCUCAACAUACCCAUGCAACCGUGGUGGAGAGUCGAACUCGGAUACGUUCUUGAAGAUGAUGUCAAGCCUCUGGGCGAGAGCGAGAGAGCGCUAAUAGACUUGCUAAUCGACCGCGGCUCGCAGACCGCCGGCACCCUGGACUACUACGUCGUCAAGACUCUGUACAGACGCGGCCUAAUCUACCUGGACGUGCCAAUAACGGCCGCUGACAAGGUGUCCGUGCCCCCCCUCAAGGGGUUCGUGAUGAACCGCAUCGCCGGCGACUACUUCGAGACGCUGCUGUACAAAGUGUUCGUCUCCAUUGAUGAACAUACUAGCGUUGCUGACUUGGCUGCUGUUUUACAGGUGGAAUGCGAGUUGGUAAAGCAAGCAGUAUCGCUGUACUGUCGCCUGGGGUUCGCCAACAACCUGCAGCCCCCGCCCGUGUCCCCGCAGCACCCGUCCUGGAGGGACGCCGUCACCACACAUAACCAUCAGCCGUACAGACAGAUUGCUCCGUUAACGUUCGACCCCAACAUGGAUGACGACGCGCUGCAAAUGGAACCGAUCCUCAUAAAGAAUCAGACGCCAUCUACUUCCAAACAAGUAUGUAGUCCAGAUGAAAUAACGGAGUCUUCAAACAACGGUGGACGAAGAGUUGCAAUCUUGUUUGACUCCACCCUAGCAGCUUAUCUUAUGAUGGGAAAUCUAUCUCCAGAUCUAAAGAGUCAUGCGGUAACGUUGUUCGAAGUCGGUAAACUGCCGGAUGAGAGUCUGGACAGUUUACUCAUGGAGUUGGAUAAGGUGGUGGCGGACCCGGAGAUCGAGGGCGAGGCGCGGCGCUACCUGGCGGCGGCGGCGUGCCUGCGCGCGGCGCUGCGCUCGCUGCGCGCCGCCCUGCGCCCGCUCGACCUGCUGCGCUGCGAGGCGCUGCAUGCGCUCGGCGCCGCCGCGAGGGCACGACUGCUCGCCACCAAGUACAAGCUAGCAAUAUCGACAGCCCCGCUGUGCCGCGAGGCGCGGGCGGGCGCGGCGGCGGGGUCCCUGCCCCACAUCGGGCCCGCGCCCCCCGAGGCACACACGCCCUGGAUGAAGCUCUACCUGUAUCAUGUGGCCGGGUAUGGACCACCCACGCUCUUACUCACUAAGGGCACUCAACUACGUGGCGUCCCACGCCUCCUCCUCGGCUACUCCCGGCUGGGUGUGUCGUGGUGGGGGGCGGAGGCCGCGCUGGAGGGGGCGGGGACGGCGGCGGGGGCGCUGCCCGCGGCCCCCGCGCUGCAGGCCGCCAACACGGCGCUGCGCCGCGGGCCCGUGCUGCUGCAGGCGCUCGGGGUCCGCCACCCCGCGCCGCUGCGACAUCUCAUGUUCCCACCUGAAGCUGAUACUUGCACAGAGUCACAAGCGCUAUGGUCUCGUCACGCUGGCCUACGUCGCUUGUUGAAGAGACUGCGCCUGACUCGCUCCGUCGGCUACGUGACACUGGCAGACAUCGGCGUGCCAGACCUCGGCUGUGCCAGACCACCGGCUACCGUGCAAUUAGUACAACAAAGAAAGAAGAAAGAAAUUUGUGGCAUUGCGAAACCUAUCAGCGAAGUGUCGUUAUCGUCGACGGAAUCCGCAGAAAGAUACACGGAGGAGUACUCCAAGAACCUGACGAGGUUGCAGUCCCCCAUAGAGUCACACUUCGCCGUCACCCCCACCACUGACAGCAAGAACUCCUCCCCAGCCAACGGCUUCACCAGCGUCGAGUCUGGACAGCUACUCUGUGACGAACUCGACAACUUAGCCCUCGAUGACGUCACGAAACACGCUCACAGCAAAGAGUCCAUAGCCAACAGUGACGACCUCGUCCCCAUACAUUCCUCUUCCACUAGCAUCGAAGACCUGAAAUCCGAUAAAAAGCAUUCCAAAGAACACUCCACAAGCAAAGAAUCGAUCGCUCUAUCAGACGAUCUCGUUCCCAUACACUCCUCGUCCGUGAGUAGCGAGAAUUUGAACAAGAAGUGCGACCGGUCGGUCAACCAGUUGGAGGAUUUGUUGAGUCCGGCCGAGGAGUCCAUCUCUAUGUUUACCCAGUUGAACGACAAGUUGACCGAGAUGUCGGCCGCGGAGGGCGACAGUGGCGUGGAUACUGCUCACUAUGUGUCGGACGAUGAGACUUGUAGACCAGAGAGAUGGACUAUAGUAGACCUCCAGUUCGGCAUACCGCUGUUUGACGAAGCACUAUGUGAGAAGAUUUGCAAGUGUAUUGUAGAACGAAUAGCGAAACCUGAACUAUUGGAGAAGGUGAAAGAAGACAAUGAGUUCAUACGUUCCGAUAUAUUGAAGUUUGUGUCGCAAUGUCAGUACUACCCCGGCGAAGACAUGGGAAUAGUAAAACGUGGUUCCUUAGUUCCAUUACCGAGAAAGAAUCUGGCGUUCGAGAACGGCAGGAUCAGUGAGUGGACCGGCAAGUGAAUGCCGUCUCACUCGCACACGCCAUAUCUACUAUUAGUGCGAUAGAGACAGACGUAUGUUUGUUGUUCCGGAGUUGAGCUUUACUAGACGUUAUGUAGAGAGUUCUUAAGUUGUAUGUGGUGACAGUGGACGUGGAAAAUGUUUGGGGGAUUUGAGAAAAAGUUACAAAUACUAUUUUCAGCCUGUGCCUGGCCAUUAAUAAUUAUGGUUAAAUAAACAAACUUAAUGUAUCAUUAAGGAAUAGCCUGAGGCUUUAGUAAGAGUUUGUUUUACGUUUAACGAGUCCGACAGAGAACGCGUUCCAUGCUCUGAUUGGUUGAUUCAUUGCAGCCGACCAAUCACGACGCCGAACGCGGUCUCUUCGUCUCAUUCAUGCACUACGAAAUCUUAAUAUACUAUUUUUAUUUCGCAUACUCGAUCGAUAGAAUUUUACUCUAAUUUAAAACGAUAACCAUAAUUCCUAUUGCAAAACUUUAAGGAUUGAUACACUAAAAUAAUAAUCACAUUAGUUUCUUUGAAAAAUUCAAAGGAUUCUCCCAUACAUUUUCUUCUGCCCACUUUACAAUACAAUAAAAGUAUUGCGAUUGAGAAGCUUCCGUAAAGAGUUAUUCAGAAUAUAGUAUUUAAUUUAGGUUUCAAUCUAUGUGACAUAACCCUAUGUCACAUUAACAUAACGUUGUUUUAUGUCAAAGUGAUAUAAUUAUUAUGUCAAUACUUUUGUCCACGAACUUAAACUUAGAAAGUUCUACCUAAAAAUAGUCAUUCUUUCUCUCUCUUUCACAUAAAGAAAAUAGAGAUAGUAAUAAUUAAGUUGUGGGUAAAAGAUAUUGACACAAUUCUUGAUUAUUAUUUAUUAUAGAAAGAAGUAAAUUUUCGGUUUUUAAAGUCAGUUUUUCCUUUGGAAUUUUUGAGCGUUGGUACCAUGAAGCAAGUACAAAGAGGAGAUGCCAUAAUGUGAUUGUGCACUGUGACAAAACAAAUGGGUUUUGCCCAAUGAUAUUAUAAGUAAAAGGUGUAGAUAGGUUAUAAGCGCUCAGAAAGUGGCACAUUAAAAUGUGGACAAUUGGCAACAUUAUAGUGUAUGGAUGGAAAAUAAUGAGGGGGCAUGGUUUGUAACGUCCUGUACUCCCCGUAAAGUGUCACGCAUUAUGUUAAUGGGAAAUCCAGUUAUGAGAUCUCUUUGUAUUUGCUUCAUGCCUUAUUUUCCAAUGUAUAAUCACAACUAUUAUGUUAUAAACGUUAACUUAUACCUAUUUCAGGAAUUGAAUCCAAAUCAAAAGAGUUUUGCUAAUGCAUCCAAUUCAGUAGUUUUAUAUGAUAUCUUUCAACAAACACAAACUUCAGCUUUAUUAUCAGUGGGCAUAAAGCCCAAAUUGAUACCAAUGGUCCAAAUGGCCAUCUUAAAAAAGAACUGUCUGUAUGUUAAAAAUAAUAGAUCAUACAUAAAACCUGCAUGGUAUGAAUGUCCCAAAUAUUGUCUAUGCAGAAUAUAACUUUUAAUUUUAUGAAGUAGGAAUGAUUCCAAUAUCAAAAUAAGUUACUUUAAUUGAAAAAAGGUAAUUAUUAUUUAAAUGUUAGUGGCAAAACUUAAUUUAAAAUUUAAAAAGAUGUGUGCGAAAUCUAGAAAAAUUGCCAUUAUGAAAAAAAAUAUUUUUCGUUUCUUAUUUUCGGGUGACUGCAAUGAAUGAAAAGUGGUGUCUUCAAAUACACUAAAAAUGACGACUUAUGUAACUUCUAAAGUGUUUAAUCACAAUUAAUUUUAUUUAUAUGCAAUAAAAAUAUUAUUUAAUGUUAAUUUAAUUCCCUUCAAAGUUUAACUGUUCAAAUAAUACAAAAAAUAAUAAUUUUAAAGGUUAAUCUCCUAAGAAAGCAAUCUGUUUCUAAAAGGUCCUUUUGAAAACAAAAUAAAUUAUGAACAAUACUAGAAUUUAAAACUAGUGCCAACUACUCCUUAAAAGUUACCAAUACACAAUCAAAUAUUUCAUCUUGGCCUUUUAAAAACAAUGUGUAAGAGAUUUUAAUUAGUUAAAUAAUGUAUAGAAAAUAUAAUAAAUGUGCAUCUUUAAUUUAGUUUUAUGAUUUGUUCUUUUUUUAACGCAAAUUAUUGUCAGUAUUGUAUGUUAUGUCUACAUUAUGAAUCAGAGAUUUAUUUAUUGUUAUACUUGUACUUAGAAUACGAUUUUAUCAUUCAUUGUUUUAUUUUGUUUAGAAGUAAAUUCUUAUACAGUUCUCAUCGAAUUUUAUGGCCACGCUGUCCUCGCUUGCUUAUUUUAAGUUCAAACCCUACACUGCGGUUUAAUGCGCAACUUUGCGCAAAAUUUUGCGCAAUGCGCAUGGUCAACCGGAAUAUUAAGAUAGGUACAUACAUUCUUAUAAUCAUUGCUAGAAGUAAUUUAUUGAGCCUGUUAUCUUUUUCGAGUAUUUAAUCCUAGGGUUCAGCAAGUAGGAAGAUAGCGAGGCCAUAAAAUUGGAUAAGUACUAGUCGUAAUGUCGAAAUCGAUUAAAUUUUAACACUCUUACGAGUAAAUAUGGCCAUAACUAAUUACAUUUAAUAGUAAGUAUCCGUCCCUUUUGCCUCGACCACUCUUUGGAUUGUGUCCGUCAAUUAAACAAAAUGGAUUAAUAUUAUUUAGUUUCUUUGUUUUUUUUUUUAGACAGUGUCGUUACGCCAUAACGAGCAAUCCAGUUUGCUUGUAGUUAAACACAAAUUAAUCAACAUAAUUUACGUUUUUAUAGCUUACUUCAGUUUUUAUUAUUGUAAGAUACAAAUAAACUAUUUGUAAAUAA